This is a messenger RNA of Colletotrichum navitas, 1764 nucleotides long. RefSeq names its product major facilitator superfamily transporter. NCBI's taxonomy places the organism in Eukaryota, Fungi, Ascomycota, Sordariomycetes, Glomerellales, Glomerellaceae. Bases 1 to 1764 code for a protein of 587 amino acids. The record is from RefSeq and is a predicted model, not a curated record. The transcript has 2 exons. Gene Ontology annotation, cellular component: membrane. Gene Ontology annotation, molecular function: transmembrane transporter activity. Gene Ontology annotation, biological process: transmembrane transport.
AUGAGGCGCAACUCGUUCGACAGGGCCAUAGACCUCAACGUCCCUAUAUCAGAAGAGAAGGACGUUGAGGUCGUCUUCACACACAACAUCGGCUUCAACGAGCUGGACUCUGAGAAGGGCUUUCAGACAUCGGAUCUGGUGUCAUCAAACCCCGACAACACCGACCAUGAUUCCAGUAGCGUGAGCAGUGGUCCUGAAAAGCCCGCCAUGUCCAAAGCCCGCAGUAUUGCUCUCGUCACAACAGUCAGCGGCGCAAGCUUCAUGAAUACACUCUCCGUCCAAGCCGUAGUCAUCAUCCUCCCUACCAUUGGUCGUGAUAUCGGCAUCCCAGAAACACGUCUUCAAUGGAUCGUAUCGGCCUACUCCCUCGCCUUCGGCUGCUUUCUUCUGCUCUGGGGCCGCAUAGCCGAUAUCUACGACAAGCGCAUAAUCUUCAUCGCCGGCACCGCUUGGCUAGCCAUCAUGACCCUUGCCAACCCCUUCGUUCCCAACGAGAUUGCCUUCAACGUGUUCCGCGGACUGCAAGGUCUGGGCGCCGCUGCAAACGUCCCAACGGCCAUUGGCAUCUUGGGCACAACAUUCCCGCCUGGAAAGACAAAGACGUAUGCGUUUGUUGCCUACGGAGCAGGUGUCCCUCUGGGAAGCGUCUUCGGUACUCUCCUCUCGGGCUUCAUCGCCCAGUAUGCCAACUGGAAGUGUGUGUUUGGUGUCAUGGCCUUCCUUGCCGCCCUUGUUGCCAUUGCCGGCUUCUUCUUCAUCCCGCCAGCAGUGCCAACACCCGGGGAGAAGAGCGCCAGCGCCAAGAAGUCUGUCGACUGGAUCGGAGGAGGUCUCAUUACCAUAGGCCUCCUCUCACUGAUGCUUGCACUCACGGAAGGCAACGUGGUCGGCUGGACGACCCCGUGGAUCACCAUUCUCAUUGUGGUCUCCUUCAUCAUCAUUUCACUUUUCUGGUUUUGGCAACGCUAUCUCGAAUUCCAGACUGACCGCCUUCCGCUCAUGAAGACUUCCAUCUUCCAUAGCGGCAAGUUCUGCGCCGCCCUCGCAAUCAUGGGUCUUUUCUUUGCCUCUUUCAACAAUUUCCUCAUCUUUGCAACCUACUUCUACCAGGACUACCAAGCCAAAUCCAUCCUCACAACAACACUGUAUUUCCUUCCCACCGGCAUUGGUGGCAUCUUAGUCGCCUGGGCAGCUGCGUUGUUGAUCUCCCGCGUGCCGACAUACAUCCUCCUCGUCUGCGGCCAUGUCUCAGUCUCCAUUGCAUGUCUGCUUUUUGCGACGCCGAUCCCCACAGACACAUCUUACUUUGCCUACGGUCUGCCCGCCAUGGUCCUAUCGGUUAUCGGUGCGGACAUGGCGUGGCCCACCCUGAUAUUGUUUGUCUCCAAGGCCCUACCCCAGGAAGACCAAGCCCUUGGCGGCGCCCUCGUCAACUCUGUGGGCCAAGUCGGUCGAUCUAUCGGACUGGCCAUCUCCACGGCUGUCCAAACGGCCAUCAUGGCUAAAGCCAGGGGUGUGUCGGUCGAGAAAGCAGGCCCGGUGGAGGGGUGGGAUCAGCCCUCAUUGGACGGUCUCCGGGCAGCCAACUGGAUGAACUUCGCCCUCGGCAUCACUUCCCUUAUCAUUGUUGUAUUAUUCUUCCGCAGCUCAGAGAUUGUAGGAAGGGAGGAUUCUGCGCCGAAUAAGGAUUCGGCUGAUGAUGGCGCUGUCACAACCACUAUCGAGCUAGAUCUCGAGAAGAACGAGAAGUGCGAGAAGUGCUAG